AUGAGGAACUCGGACUUGUUUUUCUUUUUUUUUGUUCUGCUUAAUUGCUUUUUAAAUAUACAACCUUAUGUAUCUAAUGCAACAUCUAAUAUUAUCAAAGAAAAAAAUACAUCGUUUGUCAAAAAAAUAUAUGAUGAUCCAUAUAUUAAGAAGGAUGUAACUCUACAGUUGAAAAAUGCGAAAUACAAUCACAUUAACAAAAAGAUAAGCAAAUCAAAGAAAAAUGUAAAAAAAAAAAGAAGCAUUAGUUUUGUUUCUCUCAACUUAAACAAAAUUUUAGAACUGCAAGAUAAAAAUCCAAUAAAACUUAUAAGCAAUAUCUAUGCAAAGGAUAAAUCAAAAUUUCUAUCCACUUGCUAUGAAAAUAACAAGCUAAACGAUAUUAAUAAUUGUAACAGAUUUACUAUUUCAAAACAAAUUUGUGAUACACCUGUUGAUUUUAAUCUUAAGGAUAAUUUUUUGGUUAAAGAAACGGGUGGCCUAUCUUCUACAUGUCUAGUGGACAAUAAACCUGAAUACUGGAAAAUAUAUAACAAUCAUAUAAUUGUUGAAUCAGGAGAAUAUUUUGAUCUAAAAAUAAGGAAUGAAACAUUUUUAUUACAAACAUCUAUAAUAAUAACAAAAGAUAUAUGUAUGAACAAAACCAAAAUAGAAAGCUCCUAUUUUACAUAUCAAAAUAAUUAUAGCAAAAUUGGUAACCCCAUAUUAUAUAAGGGGGAAGUAAUAGGUAUGGAAAUUAAAAAUAUUAAAGUGAAAGAUGAUGUUGAAGGUUUAUUUAAUGUAUGUUCUUGUUAUUUAGACAAUGAACAUCAUGCUUAUAACAAAUGUUCAGAAACAAAUAAACAUUAUAUACAAAUUUCAAGUAUUCGUAUUAUGAGAAAGAUUGUCCAUAACAUAAAUAUCUUAACAGGAAAGAAAUUACAUAUCAAUCUCCAAAGUUAUGUAACUCCAUAUCCUAUUAAAAGUGCUUUUAUUAUUAAAAAGGUUGAACAUUACAGUUGUAAUAAUAUUAAUAAUAAGUCUUUUAAUGAAAUACAAGAACAUUUUUAUAAUAAUGAAAAAAAAUUGAAAUUUUAUAACAUCUUUUUGUAUGAAACAGAUUUACAAGAAUUUAAAGAAGAUAUCAUUUUUGAAAAUCCAGGAAUGUAUUUGUUAUGUUAUACAUCUAAUGAUAGUCAAAGUGAGUAUUCAGCUGAACUUUCUACUAUUCUUGUUAAUGGUUAUGACAUAAGUAAAAUGAAUUAUUUAUAUUUAGAUUUAUACGAAAAUAAAUUAAAUUUAGGAAAUUCCAUAGUAUUACAUAGAUACAAUUUAAAUGAAAAACUGGAAGAAAUUUUUUUAAAAAAAAAAGAAACAAUUCAAUGUUCAGGUGAAGAUAUAAUUUAUUCAAAUAAUAUUACAGAAACGAAGAGUUAUAAAAGUGAUGAUAAUAGUGAUGAUGAUGUUAUUAUUGAUACUAUAUAUAUAUAUAAUAUAAAUUUAAAUGCAUAUGAUCAAAUAUUAGAAAUUUGUUCUAAAAAAUAUAAUGAAUAUAGUUUAAUUGGAUAUACUACAAUUAAACCAUAUAUUUUACACAACUAUAAAGAUAUUAAUCAUUUAACACAUUUUAAUAUUCCACCUGAUCAUGUAAGAACAUAUGUAGUAGAUAAAAAAUCGAAUAUCUUAACAUUUUUCCCACAACUAUUAAAUAUAUUUAAUCAAAAUGAUAUAAAUGAUAUGUACAUGUCUUUCUCAUGCUAUUCAUCUAAAAAUGAAAUAAUAAUAACAUACAGUUUUGAUAAAAAUAUGACACCAACAUUCUUUAAAUAUUUAAAAAUAUCUGAUGCUUCCAGUUCUAUCUUGUAUAUUACUAACAAAGGAGUAUAUUUAUAUGUUUUAAAAAAAAAAUCCCAAUUAUUAUUUUUGUAUGACAUAACACCAGAAAAAGUAAAAAAAAAAAAAAUCAUUACUAAUAAAAAGAUAAAUGAUGAUUAUUUAGAACUUUUAUUAUCUUAUUAUUUAGAUUAUUAUGAUUUUAGAAAAUGUGAACAAUGUUUAUUUCCUAUUUUAAUGGAACCUAUAUAUGAUGAAAAACAAAAUUUAAAACAUAUUUUCUUAAUAACAUCACACCCACUCAUCAAAUUAUUAAUAGUAGGAUUAGACUUUAAAAUUAUAUACAAGCAUGAUAAUAACGCUGUAAAAAAUCUAGUUACAACAAUUCGGGGAUUCAACUUUACUUCAGAUGUUUUAAAAUACUCAUCUUUUCUUAUAACAGGUAUUUCUUGUGGAAUUUUAAAAAAUGAAUCUUUAGAUUGUUUUCUAAUUGAUCAAUUAAAUAAUACCAUUAUAGCAAUUGAGUACCUUCAAAAACAAAAAAUCAUAAUUCUUAUAGACAGCUUUCAAGGUGAAAAUAAAAAUGAAUUAAAUUAUGAAAGCAUUAAUCUUAACGAUUUUGUAUUUAGUCAAUCAAACAGUUAUUUGCACACACCUAGAAAUGCUAUAGCUUAUUCUUUUGGAGAAUCCUAUGUUAUAUUUGUAAACGAGAAUGAAUCGAACGAAUUAAAUCUAUUAUUUUAUGAUAAAAAUAAAGCAGAUAACAACCUUUCUUACAUAACCAAAAUAAAUAAUACAUACAUAAAUGAUGGUGCAAUCGAAAAUAUAUACAAGUUUUAUGAUCAUAAAGACUUAAUUAAUAGAAAUGUGCUUUUAAUAAUGAAAUAUUAUGAAGGAGAUGUAUAUUUUAUGUAUAUUCCUUUAAGAAAUAUUGCUAAUAAACUUGAAUUAGCAUAUGAUUACCCAGCAGUUAUACAGGAUAAUGGAAAUACAUAUACUAUGAAAAUAAAAUCAGAAGAAAUAAAAAAAAUGAAUGCACUUGUUAAUUUUCAAAUUGAAGUUCAUAAUGUUAAUAAAUCAAAAUAUGUUACAAUAGAUAAAUACGAUGGAACCAUUGAAAUUAAAUUAUCCGAAUUCGUUGGAGAUUCUGUAAAUUUAACUGCUAAACUUCAUGGAUUUUUUUUAGAAUUAAAUGUAAAUAUAACAUUUACAGUUAUUUGCUCAAAUGGAAUGAAAGCAUUAAAUGGAAUAUGUAUCCCAUGUCCAUUAGGUUCAUAUAAUAAUAUUAAUGAAUAUAUAAAAAAUAAUAAUAUAUAUGAAUGUACAUUGUGUCAUAAUAAUUCUACUACUAAAAAUGAAGGAUCCACUUCAAUAUCUCAAUGUUCAUGUUUACCUGGAUACGAAUUAAACAAUAAUGAUUUAUGUGUUCCAUGUAAAAGAGGAACAUGGAAAACUAAACUUUCAAAUAGUCCCUGUAUCUUUUACUGUUACCCUAACUCAUAUAGUUUAGUUCAAGGUAGUCGUAGUGAAGAAGAAAGUAAAUGUAAAUGUAAAAGAGGUUUUUAUUUUGUUUCAAAAGAUUCCAUAAAUUUUUGUGAUAAUUGUAAUAUAGGUUAUUUCUGCCCUGGUGGAUAUAAAAUAGGGGAAAAAAAAUGUCCAAAAAAUACCACCAACAUUACACAACAUAACUUUUCAAUUUCAAGUUGUAAAUGUGAUGUAGGUUUUGAGCCUUUUGAUUCUUCAAACUUAAAUGCUUACAAUUUUAAAAAUGAUCCUAUUUUUAAUGAUUACAAAGAUUUCUUAGACGAUGUAAAAAGUUCUCAAAUAUGUGUUCCAUGCAAAGAAGGAUUUUAUAAAAAUACGGUUUCAGAAGAAAAAUGUAAAAGAUGUUCUGACCAUGUAUAUACCGAUGGUUUACAAUCCACUUCUAUAUCAAAUUGUAAAAAAUGUGAAAAAGGUUAUUAUUUACAGUCUGAAGAUUCAUGUAUAAUAUGUCCAGAUAAUCAUUAUUGUCCUGGAGCAUAUAUUAAUGAUCCAAAAUAUGCGAUUUAUGAAAAUCAAAAAAUCCCUUGUGGUGACAAAAGUUCAACAAUUCCACCAAACAAUUUAAAUGUGUCACAUUUAAACUGCUUGUGUAAAAAAGGAUUUGAGUUCAUAAAAACUGAUGAUAAUGAAUUUGAUUGUUUAGAAGUACCUAAAAAUUAUUAUAAGUCCCACUUAGGAAAUAAAGAAAAGGAACCGUGUCCAGAAAACAGUGUUACUCUCUAUACACAAACUAAAAGCAAAGUGAAAUGUUUAUGUAUGCCAGGAUACUAUUGGGACUUGAAAGAAUUUAAAUGUAUUAAAUGUCCUAAGGGUCAUUAUUGUCCUGGUGGAUAUUUAAAAAAUUGUUUUAAUAAUGAAAAUUUGCAUUCUUGUAAACCUCAAAAAAAGAAAUGUCCUUUAAAAAAUUCAACUACACAAACUGAAGAAUCUUUUAGUCAGUCUAGUUGCCUAUGUGAUAAAGGAUACACUAUAAACAAAGAAGAAUUAAGAGAAUGUAUUCCAUGUCCAAUUAAUACAUAUAAAGAUGUUAUAUCAAAUGCAGAAUGUACCAAGUGCUUAACUCCAUAUACGACAGAUGGACAAAUAGGAAGUACUAAAGAAGAAGAUUGCACAUGUUCAGGGGGAUUUUUUUUUCUUAAUCAUUGUUUACCAUGUAGUGAUAAAAAUACAUAUUGUAAAGGAGGGAAAAUGAUUGUAAACAAUAAAAAUAAAACUAUUCAUUAUGGUCCAUCCAAAUGCCCACCAAAUACAACUGUAUCAUUUGAAACAGAACGACCUUAUAAUAAAGGUUUUUGUGUUUGUCAAAAAGGCUUUAAACAUGUUUAUACUACAAGUGAUUUUACAAAAAUUUGUGCACCAUGUGAACGUGGUUUUUUCAAAACAAUUAUUGGUGAUUUCUCCUGUGAAUCUAAAUGUAAGCCAAAUUCAACUAGUUUUGUUGGGACAAUACAUGAAACACACUGCUUUUGCUUAGAAAAUUAUUAUUUUAAAAAUGGUAUUUGUUUAAAUUGUCCUGAUGGUGCUUAUUGUGAAGGGGGAUUCCAAAAGGAAACUUUAUUAUAUAUGAAAAAAAAUGAAUAUUAUUUGGAUACAUCAAAAAUUAAACACAUAAUGCCUGUUCCUAAAGAAAAUUAUGCACUUUAUAAAUUAAAAACGAAUAUAUACAAUACUGAUUGGUUUAUUGUGGAAUGUCCAAUUAAGGAAGCUUGUUUAUAUAAUGAAAAAUGUCAUGAAUCUAUGACUAAUUUUUUAUGUGGAGAAUGUAAAAAAGGAUAUACAAAUAAUUUUUCUAAAUUAAAUUUAUGUAUAAAAUGCAGUGGACAUAUAAUGAAUAUUUUACAUAUGAUUUUUGUUAGUAUUUUUAUAUUGCUAUUUACUGUUAUCAUGGCAUAUUUAAAUGUUUUUACAGGGGCUAACAGGAAAUCUGUUCAUUCGAUUGUCAUUAAAAUUGCUGUUAAUUAUUUCUCUUGUAUGAAAAUUUUUUAUGUUAUGGGUAUAAGUGAAUUAUAUUUUCCUGUUACUUUUUCAUCACAUGUCAAUUACAUACUUAAAAAUAUUAAAAGAUUAUUAAAAGCAAAAAAAAACUAUGGUUUAUAUUGUAUAUUAACAAAUUAUUUUGAUUUAUCACACGCAGAUGCUUACUUCUAUGGAAUGGUUUAUCAUGCCUUCAGACCCGUGUUUUUGGCAAUUAUCUUAACACUUUUAAUGUUUAUAGUAGUAGAAAUAUAUAAGUAUAAAGUUAGAAAUGAAACAAAUAUAAAAUUAAAUAUAACAGAUAAAAUUAAAGAAUUAGGAAAAGAUAAAUUACACGAAGAAAUAAUGAACGAAUUACCUUCCGAGAGAGCCCUUGUACUAUUUAGAUAUAUUCCUAUACCAGGGGAUUCACGAUUUAAAAGAAUAAAAAAUUUUCUGGAGGAUAUGAUUCCUAUGUAUGUUACAUUAUUAUUUUUUAUUCAUACAAAAACUACCUAUUAUAUGUUAACCUUAUUAGAUUGUAAAGCAUUAUAUUAUAAUGAUAAAUUUGUAGAGCAAUAUAUGAGUUAUGUACCCAGCAUAAAAUGUGAUUUGUCCAAAAGUUAUUCAAAAUUUUUUAUAUUAGGUCUUACAGGAUUAAUAGUAUGGGGGAUUGGAAUUCCACUAAUGUCUUAUUUAGUGUUAUACAAAAAUAGGAAACAAUUACAUUCUGAAAAUAUACUAUUUAAAUAUGGAUUUUUAAAUAAUGGUUUUAAUUUUCAAUUUUGGUAUUGGGAAUCAAUUGUUUUUUUAAGGAAAAUUUUAGUGUUAUUAAUAUCAACUGUUCCUAUAUUUAAAAAUGCUAGAAUAUUUGGCACCACAAUGUGGUUAUUUACGAUAAUUUCUUCCAUUUUUUUAACAUUACAAGUAAUACUUCAACCUUUUGACUCAAGAAAUUACCAUAUUUUAAAUAAAUUAGAAACUUAUAGUAUGGUUGCUUGGACAAUGACUCUAAUCAUAUUUGUAUUUUUAACCAUAUCUAAUACUAAUGUAACCAUAAAUUUUUAUGUUCUAUUAUUUUUAUUAUUUUUUAAUUUUGUAUUUAUAGCUAAAAUUUUAAUAUCUCUUUGUUACUCAUAUAUAGAAAAUUUAAGACAUAUGAAAAAAAUGAUUAAAUUACCAUUUCUGAGAAUUUUUUUCGAGAAAAUGUCAAAAAUAGCUGAAGAAAAGGAUUAUAAGGAUCCAGUUGUUUCGUUAAAUACACAUGAUAAUUCCAUUAAAUUCACAAGAAAAUAUAAAAAAAAAUAUAUUUCUUGUUUAUUUAAAAAUAAUAUGUUAACAACAGAAGAAAAAAAAUAUUUUCUUGAUGUUAUAUCAAAUUUUAUAUAUUUUGGUGUACUGAAUUUAAAUUUUUCAGUUUUUCAUUCAUAUUUCAUGGAGUUUAUGUUACGGUUAUCAAUAAUUGAUAAUGAAAUGCUUUACAGAAAGGGUGGAAAUGGAAUUUUAAAAUUGAUAGCAAAAGAUCCAAAUAACAUAGAUGAAUGGAUAAAGAUUAAGGAACAGGAAAUUAAUAAAAAAACAUUUUUUGAAAGGCAUAAAAAAAUAUUAAAUUUAUUUUCAAAAAGUUUAUUUGUUAUUCAAAAUAAUAUAAAAAGCAUUGUAUAUAAAGGGGAUAAACAUACUAUAAUUUCUGAUUAUGAAGUAUUGAUUAAUGUUUUAAAAUAUGACGAAGAUUUUAUAACUGAUUUCAAAUUUUUAUAUGAUGAUAAUGCAGUUAAAUCAGGAUUAAUACUCUCUGAUUUACAUUUAUCCUUCACUAAAAUUAAAAUGAAAGAUAAAGAAUUAAUUAAACAGUUAUUUUCAUUAUUUAUUGCAAAAAAAAAUAUUGUACAAUUUGAAAGAGAUAUUCAACUUAAAAAUAAAAUAGAGCAACUUACGUCGUUAUAUGAUAUCCUUAUAAAAUCAAGUGAAAAGAAGAAACUUACAUUUAGAAAAAAUGUUGAAGACGCAGUUAAAGGAGAUCCAUUUGAUUAUAAAAUCUUAGAAAAUGAAUUAAAGUCAGUAAAUGAUAGAAUUAAUAAUUUAAUUGAAAACUAUCAGAAGUUAAAAGAUGUUGAUUAUUUUGAAGGUAUGGGUAACAUUGAUGCAGAGAAUAUGGAUUUAAAUAACGAUUCAGAGUUUUUUAAUAAUAAAUUAUUAGAACUAAGUUUUAAAGAAUUAAAGGAUGAUAUUACAGAAAAUGAACAAAAUGAAGAUAUUAGUAAAAAGGAGAAAGAAAAGAUAUAUGAUGAAACAAAUAAUGAUGAUCAGACAAAAUAG
Messenger RNA from Plasmodium reichenowi, 7629 nucleotides. RefSeq names its product cysteine repeat modular protein 2, putative. The coding region runs from base 1 to 7629 and encodes 2542 amino acids. The record is from RefSeq and is a predicted model, not a curated record. NCBI's taxonomy places the organism in Eukaryota, Apicomplexa, Aconoidasida, Haemosporida, Plasmodiidae. The transcript has 7 exons.